AUGGCGGUGCUCGUCCGACUUCCGCCAAACUACAGAGAAAAAACUUUCAUCAUCCCCAAGACAGCAACCUCUCCUCCUCCCAAGCCUCAAGACUUCUGCACCUUCACGCCGCUGUCUCCUGCAGACGCUGAGGAGGAACGCCUCUUAUUAGACUCCAUCGCCUGGCCUGAAACUCCACUUCUGCCCUCUCCUCUAAUACUGAAUCAGACGAGUGAUCCUGCUCACAGCUCCUUCACCGUUCUCCCAGGGAGGAAUGGAGGAGCGCUGCAUGUAGGAGAUCAGCUGGAGGUGCUGAUAAAAAUACACGACUACCAUGGAAAUGCCAAGAAGUCUGGAGGAGAUGUCUUAGUUACACGAUUGCACAACCAGGAGCUGGAAGCAGGUGUGGCCGGACGUGUGGUGGAUCACUUUAACGGCUCCUACUCUGCUGUGUUCCCUUUACUCUGGGAGGGAAGAGCACAGGUUGAGGUAACGCUUGUUCACCCGAGUGAGGCUGUCACAGUUCUGCGCAGACUGACCAGAGAACAGCCGGACAGGAUUUACUUCCAAAGCGUCUUCUCCUCAGACUCCAUCUCUGAAACUAAAAUCUGUAACGUUUGCCUACGUCAAACCAACGAGCCACAGUGCAACUUCACUGACCUCCAUACCGGUGAUCCUUGGUUCUGCUACAAGCCAAAAAAUCUGAACUGUGAUGCCAGGAUGAGCCAUACAUUUGCAGGAUUCCAGAAAAAACUUGAGGCUAAUGAGCAAAAUCUGUUCCAAAGUACCGUCAACAUGAAAGUAUCCAUUCAAGCUUUGGGACCAGCUUUCAUCAGCGUUUUGCCACAAAGGCAAGGACAACCCAAAGUCAGUCAAGACAGUGGGAAUUCUGGACUGUCUGGGUAUUACUACAAGGGUGUGUGGCGAUCACUAGGUGGCACCAAAGUCCACCAGUUCAACAACGCCUCUGCCAUCAGUGAGUGUCUAAAAGGCAAGACAGUCCACCUGUAUGGAGACUCCACCAUGAGGCAGUGGUACGAGUACCUGGACGCUUCACUACCAGAUGCAAAGGCAGUACAUGUGGAAGGCCAGAGCAUAAAAGGACCUUUCAUGAUGUGGGACAAUGCAAAGAAGAUCUUGGUAAAGUAUCGCUGCCAUGGUCCUCCUCUCCGUUUUGCCGUCCCAACCAGUCAGCUGCGUUACAUUGCCAAUGAACUUGAUGGGUUAGUCGGUGGCUCCAACACAGUUGUAGCUGUUAGCAUCUGGUCCCACUUGGGCACUUUCCCAGUAGAGAUCUACAUCAGACGGCUUCAGAGCAUCCGCAAGGCAGUGGUCCGUCUGUUGAAUCGUGCUCCAGGUACACUGGUGGUCAUCCGGACAGCAAACCUGAAAGCGCUUACGCUUUAUGAGACGUUAACCAACAGUGACUGGUACUCGAUUCAACGAGACAAGGUGCUCAGAGCUAUGUUCAAAGGACUCAAUGUGAGGAUGGUGGAUGCCUGGGAGAUGACCCUGGCACAUCACCUGCCACACAACCUUCACCCACAACGUCCCAUCAUUAAAAAUAUGAUUGAUGUCCUCUUGUCCUACACAUGCCCCUAA
Molecule: messenger RNA, 1581 nt
Organism: Cheilinus undulatus (humphead wrasse)
Lineage: Eukaryota; Metazoa; Chordata; Actinopteri; Labriformes; Labridae
Product: NXPE family member 3-like
Exons: 6
Coding region: 1-1581 (526 amino acids)
Source: RefSeq, a predicted model, not a curated record